AAAUUUUUCAUUGACAGUUCUUUGUUAAAGAAGAAGAACGAAUUUUACAGUUUGAUUGGGAAAAAAUUACUGCAAGUUUAUUUAUUGUGUGUAUUGUGCUGACUCAACUUUAAAAAAAGUAUAAAAAUCUGAAAAGAACGAAAUUUUGAGUGAUUGCUGCCAAUAUUCUUUGCACAAUGGAUUUCGGCGAUGAUUUUGCCCCCAAAGAGGAAGUUGAUCCCGCAGCCGAGUUUCUGGCACGUGAACAAUCUGUUCUCGGUGACCUCGAAUCGGAAAUCGUACCUCCAUCAAAUACUGCUCCCAGUGCACCGGCCAGCACAGAUGGUGGCAAUGGACUACUUGGCAGCGAUGAACUAGCCCCUAAUGCGGUUGGCGGCGGACUUGGUUCAUCUACCGGUAGCUUUGAAAUGAUUGGUGGUGAAUCAAAUGAACCAGUCGGUAUAUCGGGACCACCACCUUCUCGGGUUGAACCUGAAAAAAUAAGAAAAUGGCGAGAGGAACAAAAACAACGUCUCGAAGAAAAAGAUAGGGAAGAAGAACGUAAGAAAGAAGAGUUGCGUCUGCAGGCGAAGCAGGAAUUGGAAGAUUGGUUGCGUCAAACAGAAGAAUCUAUCGCUAAAACCAAAGCGGCCUCACGCAACGCUGAAAAGCAGGCAGCGGCGCUUGAAAAUGGUGGACCCAUGGAACCGGGAACCGAGUGGGAGCGCAUUGCAAAAUUAUGCGAUUUCAACCCAAAAGUGAACAAAUCAGGCAAGGAUAUCUCACGCAUGCGGUCUAUAUACCUACAUUUGAAACAGAAUCCCAUUCCCCUGGGUAAUACAUAUGUACAUAUCGUUACUUCCCUGCCAGCAAAUGAAAGAUAAUUUUAUUGCCUAUCGCCACGAUGUCGCUCCUUCGUCACUAUUGGAAGUUAUACUGUGAGAAGUUAUCAAAGCGAUAGCAAUUAUUUCACAAAGUCAAAAAUUAUUUCUGAUGUUUUUCUAUCUUCUUAACAGGUGCUCGGACGAUUUUUACCCCUUGAAAUUUUGAAAAUUUCCAAAGCAAAUCUUGGAAGUUCAUUCGAGUAAAAUUAUACUUUUUACUUUAUUUUUAAUUAACGUGCAAGCAAUGUGUAUUUUAUACACAUAAUGUUUUUAUCAUGCAAGCCAUCAUAUUCGAAUAACAAAUAAUAUAAUUACGCAUGAUACAAAAAAAAAGAUCAAAGUGAAACUACCUUCUUUCAUGGAAUUACGUUUAAUUUUAAAGAGAUGCGUUAUUUGAUUUAUUAUGUUGAUGCCUUUUUACUAUGAAGUUUUGGAACUGUUUUUUAAAAUGUUUAGUUGGAAAUUCAUAAAAUAUGGGAGCGCUUGAGCUUGUGAUCUAAGCCGAGAGCAGGAUGAAAAUGGCUUCAGUAACUCUGCGGCUGUGGCUGCAAGUUCAAAGGUAUCGCAAAAAUACCAUUGCGUUUUAUCAAAAAUUAAACCAACUGAAGAACUUUUAACACUUCAGACUUUAUUGCACAAGUUACUAUCGUUCCUAUCGGAAUAGUUUCUAAUUGCUGUAUCGCUUUCGUAUCAUAAGGACGUGACGUCUUGGUGGAACAGUUUUUCCUGAGAGCGGAUAAGAAUUUGAUAAAAUAGCGACAUCGUCGGCGAUGAUUUUCGCAGAAAUGUCGUGUCGAAUUAGUAACUUCUGUAAUAGAAAAUGCUGGCAGGGUGUAAUUCACAAAGGUCUUAACCAACACUUUUCGAAACUGCGUUUUUAGCAGAUUUCGGUAGGAUGUAUUAAAAACACCUUCAAUACACCUUCGAGGCACGGCGGCAAUACUGCAGCACUGAUCAAAAUUUUGCAAUACUGUUGCAACUUCCCAACUGAUAAAACGUAGCUAGAAACUUACACCGAACGUGAUACUUAAAUAAUUCGCGCAACACUGCGGCUGUGAUUGCAUCUCGACAAGCCCAAAUUUUGAAGUGU
Rhagoletis pomonella (apple maggot) is the source of this 1953-nucleotide messenger RNA. Its product is annotated as clathrin light chain-like. The transcript is spliced from 3 exons. Gene Ontology annotation, biological process: clathrin coat assembly; clathrin-dependent endocytosis; intracellular protein transport. Bases 177 to 863 code for a protein of 228 amino acids. The record is from RefSeq and is a predicted model, not a curated record. Gene Ontology annotation, molecular function: clathrin heavy chain binding; structural molecule activity. Lineage: Eukaryota; Metazoa; Arthropoda; Insecta; Diptera; Tephritidae. Gene Ontology annotation, cellular component: clathrin coat of trans-Golgi network vesicle; plasma membrane; clathrin coat of coated pit.